Molecule: messenger RNA, 3587 nt
Organism: Notolabrus celidotus (New Zealand spotty)
Lineage: Eukaryota; Metazoa; Chordata; Actinopteri; Labriformes; Labridae
Gene: rfx1a
Product: regulatory factor X, 1a (influences HLA class II expression)
Exons: 19
Coding region: 183-3212 (1009 amino acids)
Biological process (GO): regulation of transcription by RNA polymerase II
Cellular component (GO): nucleus
Molecular function (GO): RNA polymerase II cis-regulatory region sequence-specific DNA binding; DNA-binding transcription factor activity, RNA polymerase II-specific
Source: RefSeq, a predicted model, not a curated record
GGAAGGGAGCGGGUGGGUAGCAACAGUUGCCCUGGUGAGGACGGAGCGCCAUAGCCACGGUAGCCCUGGCGACAAGAACCCAGCAACGAGGAUCAACAACAACAACUGAACCGGCAACCAAAAUAAAAGAAGACCUUUCAUCGAGAGCGCGCGGACCGUGAGGGUGAUUCCCAACUCUUGUAAUGGCCACCUCAGGCUAUGCAGGUGAGAUUCAACAAACAGCCCAACCCCAGGGGUCUGUAGUUACCAUCACACCUGGGCAACCUGACGGCAGCUCCACCCCUCCAACUGCCCCUCAGUUUCUGGCUGAGAUUCAGACCACUGUGGCCACGCCCACCAUCAUCACCCCCACAGGUCAGACUGCUCACACUGAUCAAGAUCAAGCCUCCAUCAGCACUCAGAAACCUGCAGCUGGAAGUCAAGCUCAGUCCACGGCACAGACCCAGCCGGCCCAGACCCAGUAUGUGACCGCAGAGAUCCAGGGCUCCCCAACAGAGUCUGGGAACACCCAGAACACCCCUCAGUACAUAGUCGUUACAGUCACAGAAGGCUCCCUGCACUCCAGCGACAGUGUGUCAGACUCCAGUCCUCCUCCAGCUGUGGUGCAGACAGGUGUACCCACGCAGGUUGUCCAGCAGGUGCAGACAGCUCAACAGCAGAGGUCUGUGGUGCAGGCUACCUCUCAGAUAGCCAAAACUGAGCCAGGAACCCAGCUCAGUGUCACCAGUCUGCAGCCUGUACACAUCAGCCCAGAGCUCCUCCCUAGCACUGAGGUGACGGUGUUAGUCAGGGACAGCAGUGUAGAGAGGCAGCUGCAGCACCAGAUAGAACAGCCGGGGCACCAGGCAGCAGCGCCAGGAGACCACAUUCAAGAUUGCUCUGGAAAAGCACUUUGCAUCCCCUUCAUCAUCCCUAUGGAACUUCUCCAGUACUACCAGUCUGUGUACCUGCCUUUAGUACAUGCAGACAGAGAGAUAGGAGACCACCUGUCAGGCUCAGGUCCUGAUCAGCCCGUCCAGCACACCAAAACUGCAACUAGCCAAGUCCAGCAGCAGCUCACUUCAGUGCCAGUUCAACACGUGUACACCAAUCAGGUCCAGUAUGUGGAGGGAGGAGAUAACAGCUACUCCAGCAGCACCAUUCGUUCUGGAAGCUUCCCAUACACUGACGCCCCGCUGUACACCCAGACCACGGCUGCUCAGUAUUAUGAGGGUCAGACCGCCCCCGGCUCACAGGCCUCCACACCUGGCACACCCCUGACUGUCUCUGUGACCGCUGGCACAACAGGAGGCGUGUCCAUGUUUGUGGCCCAGCCCACCAGUGCAUCAGCAGGAGGGGCCACAGUGGUGACCGCGAGUGGCACCACCAAUGGGUCAGGUGAAGGGGCGGGCACGAACGGUGGCACAGCAGGCAGCUAUGUGAUCCAGGGGGGUUACAUGCUGGGUGGCAGCAGCACCAGCAGUGGAGGAGGAACAGCGGGCAACAGUCAGAACUACUCUCACACCGCCCGCGCCUCUCCAGCCACCGUGAGUAUUACAGAGGGCGAGGAGAGUAGCGUGCCGUCGGCAGACAAGAAGGUACAGUGGUUGCUGGAUAAUUAUGAGACAGCUGAAGGAGUUAGUCUGCCUCGGUCCACCCUGUACUGUCACUACCUGCUGCACUGCCAGGAGCAGAAACUGGAGCCCGUCAACGCCGCCUCCUUCGGGAAGCUCAUCAGAUCUGUGUUCAUGGGGCUCCGCACACGCCGCCUCGGCACACGCGGUAACUCUAAAUACCAUUACUAUGGACUGAGGAUCAAGGCUGGCUCCUCCCUCCUCCGUCUGAUGGAAGACCAGCAGCACCUGGCCAUGAGGCAGCAGCCCUUCUCACAGAAACAGAGGUUGAAGCCUGUGCACAAAGUGGAGGGGAUGACCAAUGGAACAGCAUCAGGAACAGGCCAGCAGCAGCAACAGCAGCAACAGGGUUCUGGACAGGUGGACAUCAGCACCCAGGUUCAGCAGUACCAGCAGUUCCUAGAUGCAUCCAGAGCUCUCCCAGAGUUCCCAGAUAUCGACCUCCAGGGAAAGUCUCUGCCAGAGGGCAUCGAGCUGGAGCACAUUAAGAGCUUUCAGCUGCUCUACAGAGAACACUGUGAGGCCAUACUAGACGUGAUGGUCAACCUGCAGUUCACUUUGGUGGAAACUCUGUGGAAAACCUUCUGGAGGUUCAGCCAGAGUCAGACUGGAGACGCCACGCUGGCUGUUCAUGAUGAGUCAGAGAAGCGUCUCCCUAAGUCCUGCCUGGUGUUGCUGUGUAAGUACGAGCCAGUACUGCGCUGGAGUCGUGACUGUGAUAAUAGCCUGUACCAGGGCCUGGUGGAGAUCCUCAUCCCUGAUGUCCUCAGACCCAUCCCCAGUGCCUUAACCCAAGCCAUCCGCAACUUUGCCAAGAGCCUGGAGAGCUGGCUGACUAAUGCCAUGAUGAACAUCCCUGAGGAGAUGGUCCGCACCAAGGUCACAUCUGCCAAUGCCUUUGCUCAGACUCUGCGUCGCUACACCAGUCUGAACCACUUGGCCCAGGCGGCCCGCGCGGUGCUCCAGAACACGGCCCAGAUCACUCAGAUGCUCUCAGAUCUCAAUCGUGUCGACUUCGCUAACGUCCAGGAGCAGGCUUCAUGGGUGUGCAGGUGUGAAGACCGCGUUGUCCAGAGACUGGAGCAGGACUUUAAGCUGACCCUCCAGCAGCAGAAUUCUCUGGAGCAGUGGGCUGCGUGGCUCGACGGUGUGGUCUCCCAGGUCCUGAAACCCUACCAGCAGAGUCCCACCUUCCCCAAAGCCGCCAAGCUCUUCCUGCUGAAGUGGUCUUUUUACAGCUCCAUGGUGAUCAGGGACCUGACCCUGAGGAGUGCUGCCAGUUUUGGUUCCUUUCACCUGAUCCGCCUGCUGUACGAUGAGUACAUGUACUACCUGAUUGAGCACAGAGUGGCCCAGGCCAAAGGAGAGACCCCCAUAGCUGUCAUGGGAGAGUUUGCCAGUUUAGGCCGGGGUCUGAGCCAGCUGGAUCCUGAUAAAGAAGAAGAAGAGGAGGAGGAGGAGGAGAGUGAUGACGAAGGUCAGGAGCUGUCCCUUCCCUCAGACGGCGCUGUGCUUGGAGACGAGUCUCUGGAGCCGCCCGCCAAGCUAGCAAGAAUUGACCAGAGAGUCCUGUUCACCACUGGAUCAGCUGACAACUAACCAUUGAAAGACACUACACACACACACACAUGGGUUACACUGGUUACAACCACACACACACACACACACACACACACAUGGAUGUAUAAAGAACACCACUUAACACACCCCACACAUGUAUAUAGAUCUUGUAUGUGUGCUGUCUCGCUGCAUACUGUAACUGUCGCACUUGUUUACACAUGUACACACACACACUCUCACACACUGUCAGUACUGCUGCUGCCUGGAUGACCCGACCACCUGUUGGUCCCUUUGAUUCAACACAUCAUCACUGGCACGGGGACAGGAAGUGACAAACCAGACUCUGUUGUAGAAACGCUGAACGUUUUCUCUCAGUCCAGUUUUUAGAAUUUAAAAAACAAACUGAAGCUGAAA